AUGGUAAACGCACAAGAAUAUGUUGAAAAGAAUUUUGAUAAAAGUGUUAGCACAAUUGUCGCUAUUGGUAAGGACCUGGAAGGUGAUAUCGACUUGUCAGAAUACCCCAACUUAACUGUUGUGGAUUUUGGAUGUAAUCUCGCAUUGACAAGUUUAAAAUUAGCUCCCUUAACUAAAAUUACGUAUAUAAGCACUUUUGGUACUGGAAUUAUUGAUUUUUCUUUUUACAGUAGCACCCCCGACAUAAGACAUUGUUGCUUAAAUAAUGUUGGAAAUACUGAUCAAAAUAAUCCAUUACUUGCCCAAGUAAUUCGUGAUACAUGUCGGGCUGGAUUAAAAGCAAAGUCUGAACUUCAAGAACUUGCGCAAUUAAUUCUUUCUAAACAACCUUAUGACUUUCUCAAACUUAAACAAGAAAUGAUCAAAUUCAAAUCACAAGAACUCCCUAAAAUUAGCAAUAAGUUAUCAGAACAAAAAAAAGAUGAAAUUGCCGAACAUUUCACUCAUCAAAUAACUUCCUCAUUUGGGACAACAAGAAAUGACCAAGUAAAAGAAGCAGCAAAAACAUAUAUUAAUAAGCUUGAUAAUUUUGAAGGAAUUGAUACUCAAUGCGCAACUCUCUUUGAUGACUCACUAAAAAAUGCUUUUCAAACAGUCACAACAAAUGCUUAUAAUAAGGGACAAGAAUACUGGGCAGAAUUCUGGGGACAUUACCUUUGCAGAAGAGUGUACCAGGAAAAACUUGCUCUGAAAAACAUUAAUCAAGAAAAAAUUACUCAACUUCAAACAAAAAUUCAACAACUCCAACAACAAAUUCAACAACUUCAAAUGUAA
Molecule: messenger RNA, 834 nt
Organism: Cetraspora pellucida
Lineage: Eukaryota; Fungi; Glomeromycota; Glomeromycetes; Diversisporales; Gigasporaceae
Source: the annotation of a GenBank genome assembly